Molecule: messenger RNA, 1647 nt
Organism: Labrus bergylta (ballan wrasse)
Lineage: Eukaryota; Metazoa; Chordata; Actinopteri; Labriformes; Labridae
Gene: blmh
Product: bleomycin hydrolase
Biological process (GO): response to toxic substance; L-homocysteine catabolic process; proteolysis
Cellular component (GO): cytoplasm
Molecular function (GO): cysteine-type aminopeptidase activity
Source: RefSeq, a predicted model, not a curated record
UCACAAAUAUACGGUGAUGUGAUAAUCGAGCGCACCCUGUGUGCACUGAGUGACUGUGUGUGAAUGAAAUAAACAAAGAGCCGGUGACUUCUCAGGCUAACAGAAAACGCUCCUCAAGCUAAACAAAAACAUGGAAACUGGUCUAAGUCAGGAGAAGGUAGCCACCUUCCUUAAGCGGCUGCGGGCCGAGCCACGUUACCUGUUGGCCCAAAACGUAUCAACCUGCAUUGACCCGUUGGAGGUUUGUCUGCACCGGCAGACUGUCCAGGAUACAGUGCAUAUCUUUCAGCACUCUAUUCCCACGGAAGGCAAGCCCAUUACCAACCAGAAAAACUCAGGGAGAUGUUGGAUCUUCUCGUGCCUCAAUGUCAUGCGGCUUCCCUUCAUGAAGAAGUUUAACAUAGAAGAGUUUGAGUUUAGUCAGUCGCAUCUCUUUUUCUGGGACAAGAUCGAGCGAUGCUACUACUUUCUCCAGGCCUGUGUAGAGACAGCACAGAGGAAAGCCCCAGUGGACGGACGCCUAGUCCAGUUCUUGCUUUCGAAUCCAACCAAUGAUGGAGGACAGUGGGACAUGCUGGCCAACCUCAUUGAAAAAUAUGGAGUCAUCCCAAAGAAAUGCUUUCCAGAGUCACACAGCUCAGAGGCCUCACGGAGAAUGAAUGACAUCCUUAACCAUAAGCUGAGAGAAUACUGCCUAAGACUGAGGAACAUGGUGGCCAGUGAUGCAACUAAAGCUGAACUGCAUGAUGCUAUGGACACCAUGAUCGAGGAGGUGUUCCGUGUGGCCAGCGUUUGUCUAGGCAGCCCCCCGGAGACCAUCUGUUGGGAAUACAGAGACAAGGACAAGAACUUCCAUCGUAUGGGACCACUCACCCCUCAGGAGUUCUACAGAGAGCAUGUCAAACCCCUAUACAACAUUCAGGACAAGGUCUGCCUUGUGAACGACCCUCGACCCCAAAACCCUUACGGGAAGCUGUACAGUGUUGAGUUUCUAGGUAACAUGGUCGGUGGCCGCAGCACUCUGUAUAACAAUCAGCCAAUCCAGCUGCUUAAAAAGGCUGCGGCUGAUUCCAUCAAGGACGGAGAGGCAGUGUGGUUUGGUUGUGACGUCGGAAAACAUUUCCACGGCAAGCUGGGCAUUAAUGACUUGAAUGUGUUCAACCAUGAGCUCGUGUUUGGAGUCUCUGUGAAGAACCUUUCGAAGGCAGAACGACUGAUAUUUGGAGACUCUCUCAUGACCCACGCCAUGAUUCUCACUGCUGUCACAGACAAGGACGGGAAAGAAGGCUUUGAGAAGUGGAGGGUGGAAAACUCCUGGGGAGAUGAUCGUGGGAACAAAGGUUACCUGAUCAUGACGGAUGAUUGGUUCUCCGAGUAUGUGUACGAGGUGGUGGUAGAUAAAAAGUUCCUAACCUCCGACGUCCUGGAAGUGAUGCAACAGGAGCCAGUUGUACUUCCUGCCUGGGACCCGAUGGGGGCGCUGGCCUAACUAAAGAAAUCAAGGUUUUAGCCCCAACCUCGGAUCUAUUCAACUCCGCCCUAUUCCCUGGCUGCUUUGACUUCUCCAAUUAUUACCCCACACAUCCUUCCAAACAAGCCUGUUCCUCUAGAUAAAAUAAUAAAGGUUUUGAUUUCUUUUGUACUUCA